This is a messenger RNA of Vicugna pacos (alpaca), 4787 nucleotides long. NCBI's taxonomy places the organism in Eukaryota, Metazoa, Chordata, Mammalia, Artiodactyla, Camelidae. The record is from RefSeq and is a predicted model, not a curated record.
CCCCGCUGCUGUGGACCUUGCCAGCCUGGCCGGCUUCCCAGACUCCACCCCGAGCAGGCAGGGCAGCGUGGGCUCCCCGACUUUCUCAGAUGUCUUUGGUCCCUACAUGAGGGCUCCCCGACAGCCCAAGAUGCCAGAGAUAGGGACCAGCCUAGGUCACAGUCAGGCAGCCGGUGUCCUUGCCCAGAUGACUAAUGCCUCAGGGCCCCCGGGAACCCCGCUGGUGUCGGCAACCUGGCCGCAGCUCAGCCUCCCCCGAGCCAUACCCCCCGGGCAGCAGAUGGACCACAUGGGGAACGGCUCCCAGGCUGCCUCCCAGCUCUUCCUCACCACCCCGCUGGCCCGCGGCAUCUCGGGCAUCUUCGUGUGGACCGCCUUGCUGCUCACCUGCCACCAGAUCUACCUGCACCUGCGCUCCUACACGGUCCCCAACGAGCAACGCUACAUCGUCCGCCUGCUCUUCAUCGUCCCCAUCUACGCCUUCGACUCCUGGCUCAGCCUCCUGCUGCUGGGGGGCCACCAGCACUAUGUCUACUUCGACUCUGUGCGGGACUGCUAUGAAGCCUUUGUCAUUUACAGCUUCCUGAGCCUCUGUUUCCAAUACCUGGGGGGUGAGAGCGUCAUCAUGGCUGAGCUUCGGGGGAAGCCCAUCCGGUACUUGGUCACCAUCGUCCUGCAGGCGUUUGGCAAAUACCACGAUGGGGACUUCAACGUCCACAGCGGCUACCUGUACGUCACACUCAUCUACAACGCUUCCGUCAGCCUGGCCCUCUACGCCCUGUUCCUUUUCUACUUCGCCACCAAGGAGCUCCUGCGGCCCUUUGAGCCUGUCCUCAAGUUCCUCACCAUCAAGGCCGUCAUCUUCCUCUCUUUCUGGCAGGGGAUGCUGCUGGCCAUCCUGGAGAGGUGCGGGGUCAUCCCUGAGGUCCAGGUCAUCGAUGGGGCCAGGGUGGGGGCCGGCACGCUGGCUGCUGGCUAUCAGAACUUCAUCAUCUGCAUCGAGAUGCUCUUUGCCUCCAUCGCCCUGCGCUAUGCCUUCACCUGCCAGGUGUACUCGGAGAAGAAAGAGAACUUUCCAGCCCCCACGGCACCCAUGCAAAGCAUCUCCAGUGGCCUUAAGGAGACCAUGAGCCCGCAGGACAUCGUGCAGGACGCCAUCCACAACUUCUCACCCGCCUACCAGCAGUACACGCAGCAGGCUACGCACGAGGCCCGGGGGCCCAGCCAAGGCAGGGAUCCCUCACCCGGCACCCACCCCAGCGUGGACAGUGGUUCCGGCAGCGGGGGCAGGAAGAGCCGCAACAUGGAGAAGAGGAUGCUGAUCCCCGAGGAGGAGCUGUAGGGGGUGCCUCGGGGUCACCAACCCCGGAAAGGACAGGGCCCCUCACCCACGAACCAUCUUGCCAAAGGUCAGGCCUCUCCUGGGCACCUCCUGCCAGACCCACGGAGCCCCAGUCCCAGCCUACCUCCGGACAGUGCAGCAGGUCGCUUGGUGGCCCUGCCAGGCACCCAGGUGCCACACCAUCGCCUGGUGGGCCCACGGCCCCGGAAGAGGGCACCUGAGCCUGUCUGACAAGCCCUGGGACCUGCGGGGCUCAGCUGACCAUCAGGCCCCAUGGGGCAGGGAGCCAGCGUGGCUUCCCUGGAUGGACAGAUCCCCAGCCAGGCAGCUGUGGGAGGACGGUCAGGGAGAGCAGGGCAGGCCAGCCCCGAAGGCCCUAGAGCUGCAGGCCUUGCAGGCAGGAGGGUGCCACGCGGGCUGCGGAGGUGGGGUGACCACGAACCUCGCUGUGGCCCCACGGAGGGAGGGCCGAGGCCAGCCCCCCAUGUCAGCGGCCCCCACUGAGGGGCUGUGCCUGAUGUGGGUCUGGGAGACGUUGGGGCCACUCCUGGAGGGUGCCUGGCGUCCAGUGAAUCACGCUUAUUUAUACAUAAAGAGUCUAGGUUUUUCUAGUGACUCCUGUGGCCUGUGUUCCUGCAGGGUCGGCUCCGCUGAAUGAGGGAGGCGGUGAGCCCACGGUGCUGAGCCUGGGUGUAGGGGCAGGGUCCCCGCCCACCCCGGGGCCGCAGCUCCGAGCAGGCAGACCUCGAGCUGGGAGACGUGAGGCGGAACAGGCCUCCCUGCACGGCCACCAGAGCCGGGCCCUCGGCUUCCUCAGUGUUAGGGGCCUCGUGCCGGCCCCGCCCACACUGGGUUAACGAGGCCAAGGUGGGGCUUGUACCUGGAGCCUGCCUCCCCAGACCUCUCGCCCGGUGCCAGAGAGCUGAGGGAGUCUGGGACGCAGGAAGGGGACAGCAGCAGCAGGGAGUGAGGGGGGCCCUGGAUGUCAGGGGCCACCACGUGGGGAGGGGGCACCAGGGGUGAAGAGGCAGCUGCGCGUUGCAGGUCUGUCCAGUGUGUCUGGGGUGCUCAGUAGGGUGGGGUGGGAGCCAGGGGAAGGUGCAGGGUGGUGGGCAGCGGCCCAGGUGCCUGAGGCUCAGCAGGCAGGCGUGGGGGGGCGGGCAGCACUGUGGCAGGAAGGCCUGGGGCACCACCAAGCCGCAAGCCUCCCGCGCCUCUAGGCCGCCAGCUCCCACAUCACCAGGGAAAGAGAGAAAGGUGUCGAAGGUCUCGGAGAGACUCAUCAGGGUGGGAACUGCCCGACAAUCCAGGCCAGAGUCGGGUCACCCCCGCCCCCUUGCUCCUUGGGCCGGGGGACACCGGACUCAAGGCCAGCAGCCUCUCCCAGGGCCCAGCCGGCUGCCUGAUAAGAUAGGCCAGCCUCCUCCCCGCUGCCCGCUGGAAAGUCCCCGGUUGCCUUAUCGUGCCCUCUGUGGCUGGCAGAGGUCCGCCCAGCCUGUCCCCACGAGGCUCCCAUGGCCAGGCCCCCCACGUCUCACUCAGUUGAUGUGGGAGCGGCCGUGGGUCUCCCCGGGGACGGGCCAACCAAGGAGGGUUUUCUGGAUGUUGCAGGACAGAGGCAAGGUGCCAGGCUGCACUGUGAGUGAGGGGGGCGGUGCUGCCCCGAAGGCCCUUGUCUGGAGAGGCCCCCCAUUUGGGGCCUGAGUUGCCCAGAACUGUGUUCCCAGAGGGUAAGGGGACCAGGGCCCCCCUCUGGAGACGCAGACACAGCAUGGGCUCCUGGCUGCCGGGGGCAGUCCUGCCACCUGGCACUUUGAGGGGCACCCACUGUGUGCCAAGGGCUGGGCCAGGAAUCGCACAUGCAAUCCUCAUGGCAGCCCGGGGGAGGUGGCUGAGGCCCAGGGAGGCAGAGCUACAUGCUCGAGGUCACAGAACCAGCAGGGGAGGCCAGCUCUCCAGCCAACCCUGCCCCACCGGCCUCUCUCCCUGCAGCCAGACUUUUCUGAUGUAACACAGUAAGAGAAGGCCGGUGCUCCUGCCACCCGCGGGUGGGACAGAGCCUUGGAGCAGGUCAGGGGGCUGCCAGCCUCAUGGGCCUGACCCUGCCAAGGGCGAGGUUGGGGGGAUGGAGGGACAUCUCGCCAUCUCUGAUGAAAAUCAGGCACACAGAUUCCAGGCUGCACUGUGUGGGGUGAGGAGUGGCCAAGGAAGGUCACCUGGCUUGUCCUGGCCUCGGUGUCCUCAUCUGUGAAAUGGCCCCAGAAAUAUACACCAAAGGGCAGCAGCCCAGGGAGCAGGCAGGGGCCCUUCACCGUGUCCCGGGAGCCCAGCGCCAGGCCGGGGCCUGUGCCUCCCAGCUCAGACCCACAAGUUGUUGUGGCCGGCUCUGGUCUCUGCGCUGUUGCUUGGGGGCCCCUGAGGAGUGCCAGGCUGGGGCUGGGGAGCCGCCAGGGCUGCUGCGGGGCCUGGCUUAGCUGGGGGAAGACACUGAGAAACUCGGGGCUACAGAGCCCAACGUGCUGAGUGCAUGUGUCCCCACACCUGGAGGGGAGAUCGAGGCUUGGAGAGGGAAAGGGCCGGCCCAAGGCCGCACGGGGGCCGGCACAGCGGCACCUCCCCGGCUACGAGGGGCCGCUCCGGUGGGCUCAGGCAGAGGUGGGGCGCAGGCUGCCAGUGGUCAGGAACUCACCUGACCCUCCUUCAGAGGCCAGGGCCAAGCACCAGCCGACCUGUCUGUCCUAGAGGGUCAGCGCGGUAGGGAGCGGGCAGCACCCUGAGGACACGCCCCCCCCCCCCCGCCUGACCCCGGCCAGGACCAGGCUGGGCAGGGCCUGGCUUUCAGGGGCAGUCUGCUCAGUUGCUCUGCCCCCUGCCCCAGGCAGGGCCUGUCUCUCCCAACCUCUGCAAGCUCCCCCUAGAGCCCAGCCAGCAAAGCCGCCCAGGGACAGGGGGCUGUGUCUGCUGACGGGGGCUCUGACCAGGGCAGGUGGGGGCCUUGGGAACCCCACCCCCCAUCCAGGAAGGGAGUGGGCCUACCUCCACCUGUCCGCCCCCCACCCAGCCGGGGCCGUCCUGACACGCAGGCUCCAGACAUCCCAGCACCUGUCCAACCCCGUGACCCGCUCCCAAGCAGCACCAGAUGCUGCCACUGGGCCCCAGGGGAGGCUACGCUGAGGGGUCUGGGACAUGGGGGGCACAUGGGGCCCAGCACACCCAAUGGCCCCCUGGGUGGUGGGGAGGUCUUGGCCUGAAGCACCAACCACGCAGCAAGAUGGAUCUGAAACCAGAAAACUCUUUAUUGCAAAGGCACAAAAGCGUCACAGCAGAGAUGCAAUAAAUUAGGUGUGGCAGGGGGGGCAGGCGCGGGCCACGCGUCGCACAAACAGGGGCCACGACGUAGGGUCUCUUCUCAAUAAUUUAUAUCAUGAUAAAAGCAGCACAAAAA